Benincasa hispida (wax gourd) is the source of this 1339-nucleotide messenger RNA. Its product is annotated as putative carboxylesterase 13. Gene Ontology annotation, molecular function: hydrolase activity. Lineage: Eukaryota; Viridiplantae; Streptophyta; Magnoliopsida; Cucurbitales; Cucurbitaceae. The record is from RefSeq and is a predicted model, not a curated record.
GUGUGAUAUAUAGUCAUAUUUAUUACAAGUUUGGCAAUUUAUUUCCCAUACAAUUAAUGAUGGAAAACAACUUGCCACCAAUAUCUCCCAAGUCCUAACAACUCACCUUUUAAGUCCACUAAUUAGAACUCAUAAAAUCAAAGGCACAAGGAGAUAUUUCUCUUUCAUUGUCGCCUUCUUCCUCCGCCGCUUCUUUCUCCUUUCAUCAACUCUCUCCCAUGGCUUCCACUGAAAUUGCCCACGACUUUUCCCCUAUGCUCGUCGUUUACAAAGACGGUCGCAUCCACAGGCUUGCCGGCAACGAAUUAAUCGAUCCCUCUCUCGACCCCCUAACUGGCGUCGAGUCCAAAGACGUCGUCAUCUCGCCGGAAACCCCCGUCUCUGCUCGGAUUUACAAGCCCAAACCCACCGCACAACCUCACAAGCUUCCUCUUCUUGUUUACUUUCACGGCGGAGGCUUCUGCAUCGAAUCGGCAUUCUCUUCCUUCUACCACCGUCAUCUUAACUCCUUAGUCGCCGAAGCCAACGUCGUCGCCGUCUCCGUCGAUUACAGGCUAGCUCCGGAGCACCCGCUUCCAAUCGCUUACGAAGAUUCCUGGGAUGCUUUGAAAUGGGUCGCCGCCCAUUCGGCCGGAACCGGACCGGAGGAGUGGUUGAAUGGAAUUGCAGAUUUGGACCGGGUUUAUUUCGCCGGAGAUAGCGCUGGAGCCAACAUCGCUAAUCGAAUGGCAAUCCGGGUCGGGACGGAGGGGCUGGCCGGGUUGAAUCUGAGGGGAUUACUUUUGGUUCAUGCUUAUUUCUGGGGAGGAAAAUUGAUCGGAGACGAAGAGAAGUUGAAUCCGGAACACAGAUCGUUUAUUGAGAAAUUGUGGUAUUUUGUUUGCCCUAAGAUUAGCGGGUUAGAUGACCCGAUUGUGAACCCAGGAUUUGACCCGGAAUUAGGACGGGUAGCGGCGGAGAGAGUGGCGGUUUUUGUGGCGGAGAAGGAUGCUCUGAAAAACAGAGGAUGGUUUUACAGUGAAUGUCUGAAGAAAUCGGGAUGGGGCGGCGCCGUCGAUGUCAUCGAGACGAAGGGACAAGGCCACGUGUUUCAUUUGUUCAACCCGACGUCCGACGAGGCGGUUGAUUUCGUAGGAAAGCUUGCUGCCUUCAUCAAUGGUGAGCGCCGUGAAUGAGGUGGUCAGAGAAUGAAAUAAAUUCCCCUCCGCCUUCUUCUUCGGCGGCAGAAUUUGAAGUCAAUUUAUAUUUGCUUUUUUUCCUGUUUUAUGAUUUUGUACUUUGGAGGGGGAAAAAAUAAAGGAAUUAAAAGUGAAAUAAGACAUUCUUUUUUUUUUUUUUU